GGUAGAGACUACGCGGACCUAUGGCCUCCGUAUAAUAUCAGGGGGACACCGGAUCUGUAAACCCGGCCCCCCACCCUUUUCCCCCGAGAAACAGAACCCCGGAUCCGGGUUGCAAGCAGCCUGGGGAAUUUGCACAAUGACUCUGUACGAUUGGUUUUUUUAUUCUUCUUCGGUGACCGGUUAAAGUGGUUCAGGGAUGCCCAUUCGUCAUCACGGCCGUCCUGGUCAUGGCGUGCUGCGGCUUUCGGGGGAGCGGGCGGUUAUGGCUCUCUGUGAUGACAAAAGCGGAUCCGUAAUUGCCACUGCGCAAUUACGGCUUAUAUCACGACACUCUCGGAAGGGUGUGCAUAUGCAUAGGUAGGUGUGCGUAUGCCCCCAGCGUUUCUGCCUUUUGCCUUUUCACUGCGCCCGCAAAGAAUGACGACGAUAUUUUUUCCUCGGCCGAACCGCACUACCCAAAAACGUCAGUACUUCGGGUCGCCUUGUUUCGCUGGGGAGGAUGGGAAAGGAAGUGAUUACGCUGGAUUCUUGAUUAUUGAACUUUCUUUGGACAAGGCAGCUGUUUGCAUUCGUAAGUUCGGGUGGCUGGGAUAUCCACACAGGGGGGGAAAGGCAUAUGGAGCUUCGCCCGAUCAGCAAGUCGCAGUGGCUGGCCCACCACCUGACGACAUUUGUGCGGGUGAGUUGAUUGGUUACCAUGAUGCAUGUGUAUAUCUAUUCUUCGGAACAAUAUUACCAAUACCGUCGAGGAUUUCCUACAUCACGUCAGACCGUUCUCUGCUCCCUCAGGUUUCGCAAAGGGGCGGGGGAGGCAUCGAGAAGGCAUUUCAAGUCGGAACCUUGGUCAACCGAAAGAGAUGCUCACCUUUCCAUAUGUUCUGCCUGUUGUCGGCGCCUCCUACCCGGCCCGGUCGGUGCAGAACGGUGGUGCCGAUCGAAAAAAUCGCCAAACGUACCCGGAAAGAAGCCGGCAUCUGCCGGCUGCAAGGCCGAUCACCCCGGGCCGGGCCGGACCGGACUACGUCCCGGCCUGACAACGGGGACCACGAGGGACUGGAAGCGCUUUUGGGCUGCGCGUGCGUAACAUCAGUGAGGUCGACUGUUCAAGGAAUGCGUGGUCUACGACCAACGGUACAUGGAGAAAUGCAUCCCAAAAUAUAAUAGAUGAUCCUUCGUGGCUUGAGUCCCACCUUUGUCACGAUAGCUUCAUACAUAACCGGCACUUGGUAUCAGCUCUGUCAUGUGCUUCAUUACAUCUCUCAUUCAUCACUCACAUUACAUGUAAUGAAUAUAGGAGCAUUCUUGUCAUAUCUUCCCUUUUCUAUAACAUGCAUCUAUUGGGUAUGUGAAGGUUGGUUGUACUCUGUGUAACGCUGAUCUUAGAGACAAACUAUUGCACAGCUGGCGUAGAGCCAAACGUGACUCUAUUGGUUAAUAUAGUCGCUCUAAACCCCCAUAAGCGGUCUAGUUCAACCGGUACAUAUGUAGUGUUACGAUACGUAGAAAAGCCCGGUAUGCAGCACCUCUAGGCUCUGACAAAUGAAUCUUUAUUUGGUUCGGUAAU
Messenger RNA from Colletotrichum navitas, 1564 nucleotides. RefSeq lists its product as uncharacterized. Lineage: Eukaryota; Fungi; Ascomycota; Sordariomycetes; Glomerellales; Glomerellaceae. Bases 370 to 1161 code for a protein of 263 amino acids. The record is from RefSeq and is a predicted model, not a curated record. The transcript has a single exon.